AUGGCCUCUGGAGCAGGGGGAGACUUCAACGGGGUUUCGUCUGCACCGGGUGAAAAUGAAUACCCAUCGGGCUUCCCUCGGAGUAUCUGCGAUGAGGUCCCAAAGGAGAAAUACUUGUGCAGCAACUGUAACAAUGUUCUAAAUAAAGCGCGUCAAACGGUGUGCGGUCACCGUUACUGCCUUGCCUGCGUCAACUGGUUGGUUAGGAACAACAAAAAUCUAGUGUGUACAAAGUGUAAAGAGGAGGAUCCAGGCCUUGAGAGUGACAUCAGCGUUUUGACUCUUGAAAAUUUCUUCAAUGAUGCAGCCAUCAAUAAAGAGAUUCUUGAGCUGAAAGUGCACUGUGCAAACCAAGGCUGUCCCUGGAGGAGCACCCUGAAGGAUUUUGAGGAUCACCAGAGUCAGUGUGAGUAUGCCCUGAUCCCCUGUAACAUUGGCUGUGGACACAUGGUUCAGAGGAAAGCACUGGCUAUGCAUCUGGAGAAAGGAUGCCCCAACAAUAAAUCGGCCUGUCCCACUUGUUCCGGCACUUUCACUCCUGCAGAACUUCAGAAACAUACGUGCCAAAGCCAAGAAGAAAAGAAACCAGUGAAAGCAGAAAAGCGGCAAAAGAAUGGUCAUCACACAAGCUCUAAGAAGAAGGAGUCAUGUGCUUUUUCAGAAAUUGGAUGUCCAUUCAAAGGCUCCACAGAGAAAGUACGUGAGCAUGAGAGUGGCAGUUUUGUGGGUCACCUCCAGCUGCUUCUGGAGGUGGCCAGGAGCCUGCAGCUCUCCCUGCAGCCAACACAGGAGAAAGACCUAGAGGGCCAAGUUGAGGCUCUCUCCAUCUCUCCAUGCCAGAGGGAAGGAGAGAUAGAAAGUGAUGGAGGUGACGGAGGGGGGAGUCAGCAGGCCUCGUUAGCUCACAGCCUUCGUGAUGACCAGGCUGGGAUCCAGAUGGGGCUACAACUGGAAGAGGUUCAGCAGAGGGUCCAGAUCAUGGAGAACAUCAUCUCUGUCCUGAACCGCGAGGUGGAGAAGACCCAGUUGAAUGUGGUGGCAUUGGAAAAAGACAACCAGAACAGCAUGCAGAACAUCCAACUCCUGGAAAUCAAAGUGGCUGAGCUGCAGCAGGAGUUAGUUAGAAAAGACCUGCACAUAGCCGCAUUACAGCAGGGCUUCAGCGCUCAGCAUGAUGUCUCCUAUGAUGGAACCUUUCUGUGGAAAAUCUGUGACCUCAACCAGAAGCUCAGAGAGGCAGCCGCAGGACAGAGGACAAGCCAGUACUCCCCAGCGUUCUAUACAGCACGGUAUGGCUAUAAGGUCUGCAUGAGACUCUACCUGAACGGUGAUGGAGUGGGGAAAGGAACGCACAUCUCUCUUUUCUUUGUAAUAAUGAGAGGAGAAUAUGAUGCCCUCCUCCCCUGGCCCUUUAAACACAAGGUCACAUUCUUCCUUAUAGACCAGAACCAACGGGAGCAUGUCAUUGAUGCCUUUCGGCCUGAUCUCUCCUCUGUCUCCUUCCAUCGGCCCACGUCAGAAAUGAACGUGGCGAGUGGAUGCCCACUCUUCUUUCCUCUGGGAAAACUCCGGUCACCCAAGCAUGCCUACUGCAAGGAUAACACGCUUUUUAUCAAGUGUGUCGUGGACACUUCAUCCUAG
Messenger RNA from Chanos chanos (milkfish), 1641 nucleotides. It is a transcript of the gene traf1, whose product is annotated as TNF receptor-associated factor 1. Lineage: Eukaryota; Metazoa; Chordata; Actinopteri; Gonorynchiformes; Chanidae. Gene Ontology annotation, cellular component: cytoplasmic side of plasma membrane; plasma membrane signaling receptor complex. Gene Ontology annotation, biological process: regulation of canonical NF-kappaB signal transduction; signal transduction; regulation of apoptotic process. The transcript is spliced from 10 exons. Gene Ontology annotation, molecular function: tumor necrosis factor receptor binding; zinc ion binding. The record is from RefSeq and is a predicted model, not a curated record. The coding region runs from base 1 to 1641 and encodes 546 amino acids.